GCGGAGGUAAUCAGCUUGACCCCCACGACCUUCCCUAGCUCGCUCGGGGUCCCGUGGCCCCAAGCCCGUUUGCCUGUGGCUGCUACGUGCUGCUUGCCCGAGUGCGAAGGCCUUUUAUAACAACUGUGCCUGAGUCAGCUGCUGGAGGUAAUAUAAUAGCUUAGUCAAUAGUUGUACCUUGCACAAUAUACGAUGUGGCAGUUCCCUUCUAACUUGGGGAGCCACCCAGUCUUUUUAGGAUUUCCAGGAAGAGCUGUGGCAUCUGACCUUCAACUGUUAGUAAAAGAAAUCCGGGAUUGUAUAACAGUCUGCCAGAGCCUUGCGUCUCUGAGUGGAGUUAGGUUUCAUCAAAUGCCUCCACAUUUCUGAGCUUCACAGGUUCUUUAUUCCUUCACUUGUUUAUCCGCUGUCUGUAACUUCUAGAAAUAUCAUGAAGUGUUCUGUAAAGCAUUUGGCAAACACCAUGCAAAGCGUCGAGACAUUUGCUCAACACAGGAACGAAGGCUGAAGAACAACUUGACAUGCAAUGCAAUCUCUUACAGCAGAGGUUGUGGGGGUGCCACCUACCAAAAUGGAGGGCUCUUCUUAGAAGCUCUGCCCAAAGCUGUUUUUUUCCUCUCUAACUGUAUUUAUUGCCUCACGGGCAAAGAAACAUAGUUUACAUGAGGCUUAGAUGUCCCUAAUUCUCCCAGUUCCGCGGGAGGAGCCGUUUCGGAGCCCAGAUUCUCCUCCCACCGCCAUCCGCCGCACGGAGACACAGCGGGACCCGACUGAAAGCGGGAGGGGUGGUCCCACCGCCCGGGCGCCGUGGCCGCCUGCGCCGCUGCCCGGCCAGGGCGGCAGAGGCCGCGAAGUGACGAGGCGUGUCGGCAGCUGUGCGAGCAGGGCAGGCGGGGGUGAGAGGCAGUGAGUGGGGGAGGAUGGCAGGGCCCUCUCCGUCCUCCCGGGAGCAGCCGCAGGUGCCAGGCUGUUCUCUGCCCUUUUCUGGCGCCGACAGCAGCCUCUCGGCUUUUCAGUCAAAAAAAAAAAAAAAAAGUUUCUAGAGCCUGUCUUGCGUUAAAAAAACCCCAAAUCCCUGAAAAUAUAAGCUCUAAACCGACUAAUCACUGGAAGCACACACCCCACCCCGCCCCCCGUUACUCUCACCAAGCCGGAAAAAAACCCAGAAAAAAAGAAAAAAACUGUUAGUUUUAAGUCACUGCUGUUUUCUUUAAAUACGGGUCCUCCGGUGCUAGCGCUCCUAAGUUUGUUUCCCGGGGGCUCUGCGUCUUCAGUUAGAUUAAUUAGAGAGGGCAGGAGGAGAAGGGACUUGCGUACGUGCGACGCGUUUAGUGGCAACCUGCUCCGCAGCCUCCUUCCCCAAACGGAGCGGGGGAGGAGGUGGCGGUGCGGGAACAUCCCUUCCUUCUGCCGCCCGCCCGUUCUCCCCUCGCCGGGGGUUACAAAAGGGUUAAGAAAGUUGGCUGGAGAGAUGAAUGGCGCGGCGUGGGGAGGGGCCGGGCUGCGCCGCGGCUGGCGAGGUGGAAGGAGGGGAGGAUCGCGGCUGCGGGUUAGGCUUUGAAAGUCAGCCUCACAGGCAUUGCAGCAGAGCCCCGAGCGCGGAGAGAAGCCAAGUGCAGCUCGUCGUAUCAAGCAUGGAAGUGUUGAGGAGGGAAAUUGUUGUAUCCUUGAACUUCUGAGGAAGAGCUUUCCUGAUGGGACCAUUUACAAGGGUCAAGUGAAAAGCAGAUUCACAGAGAUCCAGCACUGACACUUAAAAGGAAUUUUAUGUGCUUGGUGGAGAUGGAAAAGGAUGCAAAACAAGCUGGCUUCCUGGAGAAAGAAGGCAGAAAAUACUUGAUGGAACUUGGUUACUGUGGAACCACGUUUUGAGUGCUCCUCCAAGACGUCUUUCAUACGUAUUCUAGAUAUCAGCAGAUUGAUAUGAUUGGAAACCUGUCUCAUCAAACAGUAAACACUGGAAGAAGCCAACUUUGGAUUAUGACUUUUUGUAUUGUUUCUGAAAGUCUGUGAGAAUACACUCUAGACAUCUGCCUACCUGUUUCUUAACUCUGCAUCUCGAUUCAGCUACAGCAAAACUAGUCUUUGAAGUGAAUAGAACCAGAGCCCCUUUGGAAACUCUUAUUGAACAUGACUCAUGGAGAAGAGCUUGGCUCUGAGAUGCACCAGGAUUCUGUUGUUCUAACUUACCUAGAGGGAUUACUGAUGCAUCAAGCAGCAGGAGGCUCAGGUACUGCAGUUGACAAAAAGUCUACUGGGCAUAGUGGAGAGGAUCAAAACUUUAAGAUUUCUGGAAAUAUAUUUCCUAACUGUCAAAGUAAUGGUCCAGUUCUUAACACAAAUACAUAUCGGGGAUCUGGCAUGCUGCACCUCAAAAAAGCAAGACUCUUGCAGUCUUCUGAAGACUGGAAUGCAGCGAAGAGAAGGCGGUUGUCUGAUUCCAUUGUGGAUUUAGAUGGAAAAAAGGAAGCUUUGUUAGCUGGCAUGGUUGAAAAUGUGCCUAAAGGCAAACAGGAUAGCACAUUACUUGCCUCUUUGCUUCAGUCCUUUAGCUCUAGGCUGCAGAGUGUUGCUCUGUCACAGCAGAUUAGGCAAAGCCUUAAAGAGCAAGGGUAUUCCCUUAGCCAUGACUCUUUAGAAGUGGAGAAAGAUUUAAGGUGCUAUGGUGUUGCAUCCAGUCACCUGAAAACUCUGCUGAAGAAGAGCAAAGCAAAAGAUGAGAAACUGGACAACAGCCUGCCCGAUAUAACAAAGAAUCUGCCAAAAGAGAGGUUUAUAGAAUCUCCCCAUGUGGUGCAGAGUGGACCUAAAGUGAUAAAUGAGCCAUUGUCAUGUGCUGCAAGAUUACAAGCUGUUGCAAGCAUGGUAGAGAAACGAUCUAGUCCUGCUGCUUCACCGAAGCCCAGCGUAGCAUGCAGUCAGCUGGCUUUACUUCUUUCAAGUGAAGCUCACUUGCAGCAGUACUCCAGGGAACAUGCUUUAAAAGCACAAAAUGCAAGUCAGAUCGCAAGUGAGAGACUUGCAGCUAUGGCCAGAUUACAGGAGAGCACUCAGAAAGAUAUUGGCCAAUUUGGUUUAGCAAAAGGAAUGACAAGCCAUCUCAAUGGUCAAACAGCAUCAGCAACCAAAACAGUACCUAGCAAAGGCAAUAUGGCACCGUUUCAGAGUUCAGUGGGAAUCAUGCAUUCACCUCCCAAAACUAUGGGAUACAAAAAUACUUUGGAAAGGAGCAACCUGAAAACCUCUCCCAGCAACAGCUUGCUCUUGCAUCUGCUGAAGAGCCAGAAUACCACCAAACAUGUAAAAGGGCAUGAACAGAGUGAGAGAGCCAGCAUUUUUGAAGACAGUAGCACACCAACGACUAUUGAUGAGUAUUCAGACAACAAUCCUAGUUUUACAGAGGAUGACAGCAGUGAUGAUGAAAGCUCCCAUUCUAACUGUCUUCCUAUAGACCUGUCCUUUAAACAGAGAGCAGAUAAACCAGACACCGGUUCAGCUGCUUCACUGGAUAAUCUGACUCAGUCCUUGCUUCAGAACUGGGAUCCAAAAGUUUCCUGUCCAGAGAACAAGGAAGACAAAAACACUCCAAAAGCUUCAAAGCUGAAUCCCCAUCAAAAAGUAACACUACUUCAGCUGUUACUUGGGCAUAAGAGUGAAGAAAAGGUAGACAAGAGUAGUGACUCUCAGGGACCACACAGUGCAUCUGAUGUGGCAAAAUUCACUGUACAGACUGGUAAAAGGACUCCUGUUACUGAUAGUCCCAGUGCAAAUCGAAUGACUCCGUUAAGCACUCCACCUUUGCUGGCUUCUGCAAAAGCAGACUCUCCUAUAAAUCUCUCACACCAGUCGUUGGCCAUCAAGCGCAGCUCGCCACCAUACGCCUGCCCCAUCCAGCCAGACAGACUGGUGAAUCCUGCAUCUAAACAUUUGAUAGACCUUUCUAAAAGCAAGGAGGUUCAAGGAGCGAAGCUGAGCAGGAACGAUAGUCCCCAGAACUCUUCGGUAUUCAGUGCCAGCAAGCUGUUGCAGAACCUUGCUCAGUGUGGCAUGCAGACUUCCAUGUCAAGCGAAGAACAAAGAGCUAGCAAACAGCUGCUAGCAGGGAACACAGAUAAACCAGUUGGUUUGAUUGAUAGAUUGAACAGCCCUCUGCUUACAAAUAAAUUGAAUGCACAUGAAGAAAAUAACAAAAUAUUCAGUAGUCAGCCUGCACCCACUGAACAAGGACUUCCAGGUUCGGAAAUAGAAAAUCUCCUUGAAAGGCGCACUGUCCUUCAGCUGCUUCUGGGAACUCCCAAUAAAGGUAAAAGCGAAAAGAAAGAGAGGAUGCUUUUAAGAGAUGAAAUUUCUCAAGAACAGACAGAUAAGGCUUUGAAUGAGCAAAUAUUGACGGUGAAAAUAAAAACUGAACCAUCAGAAGAAUCAAAUGUUCCUUAUAAUUCCAAUGCACAAGUAAGAGAGUGCAAGGGUAACAAAUUCCAAGGAUUUGCUCAUUCACUGAAGAGGAACACAGCUGCUUCUCCAGCGUGUGAGGAGUUGAAAUCUGAGCCUCUUUCACCUCAAGAUUUCUCUUUUUCCAAAAACGGCCUGCUAAGUAGAUUGCUGAGGCAGAAUCAAGAUGGCUAUCCUGCAGAUGAGCUGGACAGGAGUCACCGAAACAAUGAGCUGACACACCUCGAAUCAAAGAGUCUUUGCACAGUACCAAAGAAGAGGAAGCUUCAUCCUGAGCCUUUGGAAAGUCCAUUAAAAAAGAUGAAGAGUAAUGUGUCUGAUGCUGCAAACAAUCACUCUUCUCCUACUGAAGCACUGUAUGGGCCUUUGCUUAACAAGCAAGAACUGAAAUUCAGCAGAAGUGAUGCUGAAUUUAAAUAUGCUGUAAGUCACGGUCCAAAUAAUGAAAGUGAAAACAGGAGUUGGUCUAGAGAUGGUAAAGGCUUCAAUGUGUUGAAACAGCUGCUUCUCUCAGAAAACUGUGAGAGAGAUCUGUCACAACAUAGGAACAGCAUACUAACAGAGGGCAAGAAAAAAGGAAACAAAUCCAGUGCAGCAAUUAAUAAACCUGAAUUCAGCAUUUCUGCAGUAAAUGCAUUUAGGGGAAGCCCUGUACAACAGAACAAUUGUGUAGAUCAUAGAACAUUUCAGUAUCCUGUAGCAGUAAAAAGUCCUGCCAGUUCCCCCUUUCCUGAACAUUUGGGGAGUACAAUAUCUAGACUUGAGUCUGACCAGUUUGGCAUGUGUCCCAUGCCCAGUGAAAAAGGGCCCAUAAGAUGGGUGAUCACAGGUAUGGACAAGAAUGAUAAUGAAAAGGACUCUCCAAGACUGACCAAAACCAAUCCAAUAUUGUACUACAUGUUACAGAAAGGUGGUAACUCUGUUAGUAGCCAAGAAGCACAUGACAAAGAAAUCUGGAAUGAACCUCCAUUUACUGAUAUUUCAACUCAAGUUACAAUCAAAGAGGAGUUGACAUCUGAUGCAGAGCUUAAAACUCCAUUUAGUAACUUAAGAAGCCCUUACAACAGCCAUAUGGGGAGUAAGACCUCUCAUCAACAUGGUGUGAAUGGAGAAGUGCAUGGACUUCUGGAAAAAGUGCUAUCAAUCAAAAAAGAGCCAGAAUAAAUUACAGUCUCCUCAAUGAGUUUACAAUCAGUGGUUUUGAAUCUUUGUUUAAAACAAAACAGGAUUAAAAAAAGAAAAGGAACUUGACUACUGUAUAAAUUCAGCAUGAUUUUAGAAGAGCAUGGUCUAAUUGAAACAUGUUUUCAUUUGAUAAACUUCUUAUUUUUCUGGUGAUGUUAUUUAAAAUACAUGUAGAUAAAAUUUGCUUUAUGGUAGAUUGUCACAAGGAAACUAGAAAGGUUGUAAUUUGUACGAGACGUUUAUGUACCAAGAUUAACUUAUGAGUACUCUUUGAUCAGAGUCCUAUUUGGUUCUGCAAGUUUUUGGUAUAACAAAGUGUAAAAGUACAGCCUAGGUGAUGGUAAUGCUGCGUUUCCCACACCCCCACCCUGUAAAAUACUCCCUAUUUUUUUUUUUUUUUUUGGAAACCUGACCAUAGAGACAGUGUACUUUUUCUUUCCUCCCCCCCUCCCCUUUUUAAAUGUUUAAUAUGUUUUGUGACAUUUUAAGAAUAACUUCUAAAAAUUGGAGCAGUCCGUCCAAGGUCUUAGCUCAUCCUAUUGGAAAAAUGGUGUCAGUGUUAAUAAUUGAAAAUGCACUGAAAGGGAUUUUUUAGUGCUUCCAGAAUAUUUGUUCUUAUCUUAAUCUCCUUUGUGUUUCUGCCAGAAUGGUGGUGUAAAAUCUGGUUUCCUUCCUCGCCCUGCCCCUGACAAAUGCCUUCCUCAAAAUCUUUAGCCAUAGUUACCAGCUUUAAGUUUUUUUUUCUAGGUUUUUAUACCCAAAAGGCAGAUUGUCAUAGGCCACGCGAGUACUGCAUGAGUCUAUUUGUCAGCACAUUCCUAUCACUUCCCUGCUUAAGAGGAGAAAGCCCAAGUGCCUCUUAGUGCAGUUGAGAAAGCUUAGUAAAUAUAUAUUGGGGAGGAAAAUGGUGGAAAGUUUGUGAAGCAAAUGAAUGAAAUUGUCUGUUGGGCACCAUCCUGCCCUCCCUACAGAGAAAUUCCAGCCACGUUAAAGCAGCACAUCAGACUUCCACCUGAAGAUGCAAUAGGAUUUUAUUGAAAUAUGUGUUGGCCUCUUCCUACACCCAGGGAGAAGAAUCCAUAUUCUGCCAAUAUUUAUUACUCUCUCAACAGCUGAUGCAUGGUUUAAUGAACUACCCUUUCACUGCAGAAAAAUCUGGCUUUAGAAUAACUUUUCAGGUGGCACUAGGGAUAAAAUGGUGGGUUUUGUCAUGUUCUUUAAUGGAUAGUGUGACAUGUCCAAGAAAUCCUCCUCUGCCCUUUUCCUCAGUCCCCACCUGUGCUGUGAUUUGUAACAUCUGGCAAUAUCAGUCUGAGAUGGGAGUAACUGAAAAUUGCGGUCAAAGCUGUGACACUUUAAAAGAAUCGCUGGCUGGGGAAGAGCCAUGCAGCUCUGCUUUCCUAUUAACGCUGUCAGUGUUAACUCCAUUUGCAGCUCUCAUUUCUCAUGGGGGAGGAGGAGGACAAAAUCCUGUUGCCCUAAAUUAUAUACAUUAUUGGCAACCAAAAGUCUUGCUGAACUUUCUCCUCCACUGGAAAAAAAAAAACAGCCAACCUCUGUAGCUUCUAAUUUUGCUGCUAAUCCCCUGAGCUAUCAGCAAACAGCUAAGUAGCCGCCUAGGAUAGGUGACAAAAGCGACACUGUUUUAAUUUUGACUGUUUUCACCAUUGAGAGUUGGUGACAUGACAAAACUGCUGUUUCUGUCCAUCUCGUGUUUGCAUGCCAGAGAUGAGUGAUGGGGCAUUUUGGGCUUUUCUUUCAGAGAUCCUUUUCCUAGGCUAUUAGCUUGUCAAGGCAGAGCAAGCUGUUGUCCCCUCUUCCUCCCCUGCCCCCUGUCUGGGAUCAGCUUCUCCUCUUUCCAGUGCAGUCCCUACUGAAAGGGACAUCUCUGCCAGCUGAAAGAUACACCACUAUUCUGUUUUGCCUCCCUCCUUAACAACCCCACCCCUGAGGCAUACCUUCUUGUAGAGAACACAAGUAUUUGGCAAUCUCAGCUCUAGAGCAUUCCCCCUGGUUUAUAUGAGAAAUAACAGAGCAAUUUAAAGAUAUAUUUUUAUGUUAUUUGGAUGAAGCAUAAUAUAUUAAUGGGCUGUACAAAGAAGAUUUAUAUUUUAAAAACCUUCACACAAAUCUAGUAUCAUUUUAAAUGUCAUUGUCUGAAGUAUAAAAAUAAAAUUUUGUUUGUCUUUAAUAUUGCAUUUUUAAGUGGCCCAAUGACAGUUGAGGUGUCUCAUAGAAUCACCAUUACUGAGAGGAAGUAUGUUUUGGAUUGACGGUGGAACUGAGUUCUUUUUUAUAGGAGUCAACCCGGCAUAAAUGCUAAAAUGAUGGUAUUUAUGCCAUCCAUUCAGUGUCUCUUAAAGUCUUAAUUGAUUCUUUUUCUUGAAACAACAUGUAUAUAGCUAGGAAUAUAGAAUAAUAGAUGGUCCCCAGAGUAAAUACAGGGCUAUAAUUUACUCAAAGGGCUCCACAGAAAAAUGCAGCUUGAAGAGGCGUGAAAUAAUCUGGCUAGGAAAAGUUCAUCAGAACAAAGUUGAGAGGAAAAAUUAAGAGGGGAGGGCCUAACCCUAACAAAAACUAAUCAUUGGAGUCUAGGAGUGUGCUUACCUAUGUAUUUAUUCUAUGGUAGUCUAUUGUUAUAACAUAGAGUUCUGAACAUUUAGUUUUUAAAGUUUUAUAAAACGCUUUAAGUUAAAAUGUUAAGAGUUGACCAGUUAAUGAUUUAGCUUUCUUUGUAGAGGGUGUUGAUGAAAGGGUGUUACCAUUCUCACAGACAUCAGUAAACACACACACAGUUUAGGACUGCUGUUUGUGGGAAGAUCUCAUCUCUUGUAGACAGUGCAAGGCAAGGCUCUUGAGAGAGGAUAGGGCAGGCCGACUGAGUGCUCUUCAGGCAGCAGCCUCCUCUAUCAGAUUCUCCAGUAUCCAGCAGGUUACCCCUCUGAAGGAACUUAAGCCUCUUUCAGAUCUACCCAAUCCAUAUUUACAGCUGUUAAACCUAAGGACCAAAGGUACUUUAAGAUUUUUUCAAAUUAUUGUUAAUCUGGUAGCAUGGGUGAGUAAAAAGGAGUCACCAUCAUUUUCCUUGGGGACUCUUUUGUCACAAAAGUGGGGUGCAGGAGCUGGGUUAGUUGCUUCAGCAGAAGGACUGGCAGGGUUGGCUGUGUUUUACCAAGCAACUCAGAUCCUUGAUUUAUCCCAGUCCCUGUUGAUGGAAGGACAAACCAAGGCCAUCUGUUGAGUAAGGCUUGGUGUUCUUGAUAACUGCUGUGUUCUUGAUUCAGUAGGCAUUUACUUGCACGGAUGUGUGUUUUGGCUUCCUCGCUCUGUGGGAAUGAACGCUUCACAGAUAGCUCUGCAAACUCAGGAGGCUGAAGUUUCAGCUAAGCCUUAAGGCUGUAGGCUUGAAGGAAAGUAAAGCCUUCUCUGAAAUUGGCAGCUGUAGCUGUGUUGGUGAAGAUGCAGGAUUGGUGGGUACUGUUGUGUGAUCUCGCUGUCAAAGGUGCAGGGAGGGAGGAGAGAACACAUCCCAACUGUAGCUGGCUCAGACUUUUGGCGGGAAAGCUGCCUCUGCCUCUCAGAGCAGUGAAGACGUGAACGAGGGAUGUGUUCUAUACCACAUUUAUAGCUGUAAUUACAGCCCCUUGGGAUCUGUACCAGAAUUACCUGUAGCCUCACUUAACAGAGAAUGGCUGCAGCAGUGACAGCUGUGUUGUUAACUGUCCAAUGCCUUGCUUGAGGGGACACCCACAGGCUCGGGCCUCUUCACCCACUAUGGUAGCGUAGCACUUGAGCCAGCUAGAUGUGGGGGCUGACUUGUCAUUUCCUCAUAGCUAAGGCCCUUUCUCUCCAGAGGAAGGUGUACAAGACUUAGAUAACCAGAUUUCUAGUGUCUCCUCUGCCAGAGUCUGAGGAAAUGUGUAACCAGAUUUCUAGUGUCUCUGCCAAAGUCUGAGGAAAUGAAGGGGGGAGUUAAUGCAAGACCACAGAAUCAGGUGUUUUGCUGGAGGGCUUCUCCGCUGAUAACCAAGCGGCUCAGCUUGAGAAGUUCAUAAACAUUGUGAGAUCAAAAGGGAAAUCAGCCAUAACUUUCACUUUUCUUAGCCAUUUACUCUUAGUAGCGUUUAUAAAUUUUUAAUUUAUGACUGUUUUUAAAAGAAAGGAACGAAUGGUUUAAAUUUUCCCUGUUAAAUGUUGGUGAAAGUAUUACAGCUCUCAUUGACGUCAGUGACAUGAUAUUACCAGUUUGUUCUCUGCCACAUCUUACAGAGGAGUAAACUGGUAAGUAUAUAUUAUAUAUAUUUAUAUAUAAUGUAAAUAGUUUGACUUGUUACACCUAUAAUAUGUUGAAAUUGGUUUUUAAAAGGUGAUGUAAAUAGUGGUUUCCUUAAUGAAAAAUACAUAUUUUGUAUUGUUCUAAUGCAAAGGAAAAAAAACAAAACAAACCCUUUUAAUCUUUUUUUUGGUUGUUGUUAUGUAUAUUCCAUGUAUAACUGUAAAUAUGAUCACAUAAGUUUAAAAACUUUUGCAUGUAUGUAUACAGUUGCAAGUCUGGAAGAAUGUAUAGAAAAAUACUUUUAUUUAAAGUUGUGAUUACCUGCUGCAUGAAAAGUGCAUGGGGGACCCUGUGCAUCUGUGCAUUGGCGAAACAAAACGAGUCUUAAAAGUCAGGUCAGUUCAAAACACACAACAGUAUUCCACUUCUGGACAUGACUUCUGCUGUGGUAUUUUAGCUUUGUGAAAGAAUGUGCUUCAAAUCAAAAGGGUCUGGGGGGAAAAUAAAAGAGCAAAACUACUUCUAAACCAUGAAGUACUCAUACAACUAUAAUCAGUCAUAGAAGUUCAGGACUCCAUUUUUGCAUAACUGAAAUAUUGUACCAGGACUAUUCCAUCCCUGUGAAACUUAAGGAAUAUUGAUUUUUUUUUUUUUUUUUUUCAUUGCCGUACAUAAGAAUUUGGGAUUUUACCACAACCGAUUUUAUUGUGAUGUGUCUUCAGUAAUUUAUCUAACUGGUCUCAUUUUUUUAUUAGAAAUUAAUUUCCUCAUGUGAUGUCACAAAACUGUACAUACUGCAGUGUGAAGUUUUUUUAAAUCUUUCAGUGUUUACUUCCUGCAGAAGAUUUGAAUAAAUGACAAAAAUACAUUGUCUUGAUGGGUUUUAAA
This is a messenger RNA of Pogoniulus pusillus (Red-fronted tinkerbird), 10801 nucleotides long. It is a transcript of the gene NRIP1, whose product is annotated as nuclear receptor interacting protein 1. The record is from RefSeq and is a predicted model, not a curated record. NCBI's taxonomy places the organism in Eukaryota, Metazoa, Chordata, Aves, Piciformes, Lybiidae. The transcript is spliced from 6 exons. Gene Ontology annotation, biological process: cellular response to estradiol stimulus; negative regulation of transcription by RNA polymerase II; positive regulation of transcription by RNA polymerase II. The coding region runs from base 2131 to 5616 and encodes 1161 amino acids. Gene Ontology annotation, molecular function: signaling receptor binding; transcription coactivator activity; nuclear estrogen receptor binding. Gene Ontology annotation, cellular component: nucleus.